CAGAGUGUGAGCCACGCUGCAGUCGAGACAAGUCUCUGUUUCUCUCUAAAAGAAAAUUCACACUGACUUCAUCAGGUCUUUGUCAACAACACAGCAGAGUCUCUGCCCAACACUGUGUGUAGAUAUGGCUGCUGCAAACUAUCUGCCAUCUGAAGAUCAGUUUCUGUGCUCCAUCUGUCUGGAUGUGUUCACUGAUCCUGUCAGCACACCAUGUGGACACAACUUCUGCAAAAACUGCAUCACUGAACACUGGGAUACAAGCUACAGGUGCCAGUGUCCCUUAUGUAAAGAGACUUUUACCAUAAGACCUGAUUUGAGGGUUAACACUUUGCUAACUGAGAUGGUCGCUCAGUUCAGACAGUCAGCUCAACAGAAAGCCAGCAGCAGCAGCUCACAGCAACAAGCUGCCAAACCAGGAGAAGUUCCCUGUGACGUCUGCACUGGAACCAAACUGAAGGCCCUGAAGUCCUGCCUGGUGUGUCUGGCCUCCUACUGUGAGACUCACCUGGAGCCUCAUCUGACAGCUUCACGUCUGAAAAGACAUCAGCUGAUCGACCCUGUGGAGAACCUGGAAGACAGGAUGUGUACGAAGCACGAUAAACCUCUGGAGCUGUUCUGUAAGACCGACCAGACAUGUGUCUGCAUGCUCUGCACUGUUUCAGACCACAAGACACAUGAUGUUGUUCCUCUGAAAGAAGGAUAUGAAGGAAAGAAGGCUGAGCUGGAGGCUGAACUUCAGCAGAUGAUCCUGAAGAGACGACUGAAGAUUCAGAAGAUCAAAGACUCAGUUGACCUCAGUAAGGAAGAUGCAGACAGAGAGAUUGCAGAAGGUGUUCAGGUCUUCACUGCUCUGAAGGAGUGUAUUGAGAGAGGCCAGGCCAAUCUCAUCGAUGCAAUCAAGGAGAAGCAGAAAACAAAAGAAAAUCAGGCCAAAAGUUUUAUAAAAGAGCUGGAACAGGAAAUCUCUGAGCUGAUGAACAGAGGCACUGAGCUAGAGCGGCUCUCACGCUCUGAUGACCACCUCCAUCUUCUCCAGAAUGUCCAGUCUCUAAACACCCACCACCCAACACCCACCAAAGACUGGACAGAGGUCAGCAUCUGUCCAUCAUAUGAGGGGACUGUGGUGAGAGCUGUGUCUCAGCUGGAGGAGACACUCAGUGAACAGAUUAAGAAGCUGAUUGAAGCUGAGCUUAAGAGGGUCCAGCAGUAUGCAGUGGAUGUGACUCUUGAUCCUGAUACAGCACAUCCUAAUCUCAUUCUGUCUUAUGGUGGAAAACAAGUGAAAUAUGGUGAUGUGAUAGUGUCGACCUUUCAGACAGACAACCCGGAGAGAUUUUCAACCAGUCUCUGUGUUUUAGCAAAGCAGAGUUUCUCUUCAGGCAGAUUUUACUUUGAUGCUCAAGUUCAAGGAAAAACUAAAUGGAAUUUUGGAGUGGCCAGAGAGUCGAUCAACAGGAAAGGAACCAUCAGUAUGACCCCUGACCAUGGUAACUGGACUCUAGGUUUAAGAAACAAAAAUGAGUACAAAGCCUUUGAUGACCCUCCAGUCCGUCUCUCUCUGAAGUCUCAGCCUCAGAAGGUGGGGGUGUUUGUGGAUUAUGAGGAGGGUCUGGUCUCCUUUUAUGACGUAGAUGCUGCAGCUCUUAUCUACUCCUUUACUGGCUGCUCCUUCACUGAGAAACUCUUCCCAUACUUCAGUCCCUGUAAUAAUGAUGAUGGUAAAAACUCUGCACCUCUGAUCAUCUCUCCUGUCAGAGUUAAAUAAUCACUGCUCUUAUUUUAUGUAUUAAUUUAUUUUUAUUCAAGGGAACAAAUAUUUAGUGUUAGUAGCAGGGAAAACACCUUUUGGUCAGUUGGUUGGUCGAUAUGUGUCUGACAUAAUCCUCACCGGUCACAUAAUCACUGAGCUUACUUUCAUAAGGUUGUGUGUCCGCCAAAGUGUUUUAUCCCACCUCAAAAACGCCUAGCUAAGAGCACUAGUGCACUUUGGAGGCACGUUUUUUUUCUGUUGAGAGUCGUCGUAUCAGGGCUUUUAUUGGUUUUAUUACGGAGCAGCUGGAGAAUGACAGUAAAGGACAGAGAGAGAAAGAAAGGGGGGAUUAUAUGCAGCAGGUAGGAAUCACACCUGGGCCCCUGCUCAGGACACAGCCUACAUUGGAGCGACGCGCUACCAGGAGAGCUAAAACAUGCCCCUGAACGCAGCAUUUUACCCAAAGUUAGCAUUCUUUAAGUCUUGGCAACCAGAAAAUAAAACGACAAUUGUACAGGGCUCAGUGAAUUGUCAUGUUUUUGGCGUGUUGCAGUGUAAAUACACAGUGCAGAGAAUCAAAAAAUAUUUAUGUAGUUAAUGUAAAGAAAAUAUGCAGAUUUUUUUUCUCCAUCGAUCAAAUGGAUUGGUUGAAUCGUAGGUAGAAUUUCAGUCAACUGAUAUUUUCUUUGUUUCACCACACCCCCAGUGAAUACCUUCUAGCUGACAUCUUAUUUUCUACAGAAUCUUUUUAAUGUGAAUAUACACUUCAUUAAGAUUCUUAAUUUUACUGAUCCCAUUACACAGUCAACACAUACAUUUAAAGCAUUCAUCUAUUUCAAUCUGCAUCAUGACACACAUGAUAUGUGCAGAAUAUCUGUUUAAACCUCUGUUAAACCCACAGACAUUUACUCUCACUGACAGAAGAAAUCACUGUUUGUAAAGACGCCAAAUAUGUCAGGCUGCAGUCUCCAGGAUUUGAUGCAAAAGUACUCAAAAUCAAGUUUUUUUCCUUCUAUUUGAUGUUCAGCCACAAGAACACAUAUCACUGAAUAUUUCAUUGUGUCAUAGUAACGCCUAUUACAUGCCUGUGGUGUCGACAGAAUACAGUAUGUGUCAUUGUUAUACCUGAUAUAAAAGGUAAUGAAUAAAAAAGAUGCUAACUGAAUUUUCUAUCUUGCCUAAAAUGUUGUUUGGUUGACUAUUGGUCGGUGUGACCAACUGUUAUUUGUUUUGUGAACACUGGUGAGAUGGUUUAUGUGUCACAGAAAACUGUAAAUAUGUGAUUGUUGAAUGAAAUAAACUAGUUGUUUAACACAA
Molecule: messenger RNA, 3067 nt
Organism: Epinephelus lanceolatus (giant grouper)
Lineage: Eukaryota; Metazoa; Chordata; Actinopteri; Perciformes; Serranidae
Product: E3 ubiquitin-protein ligase TRIM39-like
Molecular function (GO): zinc ion binding; protein binding
Source: RefSeq, a predicted model, not a curated record